Molecule: messenger RNA, 1785 nt
Organism: Andrographis paniculata
Lineage: Eukaryota; Viridiplantae; Streptophyta; Magnoliopsida; Lamiales; Acanthaceae
Product: common plant regulatory factor 1-like
Exons: 12
Coding region: 171-1382 (403 amino acids)
Biological process (GO): regulation of DNA-templated transcription
Cellular component (GO): nucleus
Molecular function (GO): sequence-specific DNA binding; DNA-binding transcription factor activity
Source: RefSeq, a predicted model, not a curated record
CUCCUCAUUCUUUCUCUCCAAAGGCUUCAAAAAUAUAGAGAGAGAAAGAGAGAAGGCAAGAAAUGCGAGCAGUGUAGAAUUAUGAACUAGCUUUGAAACCCCCAAUUUGUUUUCGCGAGCUUUAAUUUUUUGCGCUGAAGAAGAUUGAACAGUUUUCUUGAACACAUAUCAUGGGCAACAGCGAAGAUGGAAAAGCUUCGAGUACUGAGAAAGUGUCUUCACCUAUGGCAGUGAGUCAGGAUCAGAACAACGUCCACGUGUACCCCGACUGGGCGGCAAUGCAGGCUUUCUAUGGUCCCCGAAUGGCUGUCCCGCCUUAUAUGAACUCAGCCGUCGCUUCUCCUCACACGCCUCUCCCGUACAUGUGGGGUCCGCCACAGUCGAUGAUGACGCCAUAUGGGACGCCGUAUGCCGCAUUCUAUCCUCACGGAGGCGUUUAUGCUCAUCCCGGCAUCCCUCUUGUCAUGCAGGCUGGUACACCUUUAAGUGUCGACGCGACGGCGAAGUCACCAGGCAACACUGAUGGAGGUUUUGUGAAGAAGUUGAAAGAAUUUGACGGGCUUGCAAUGUCGAUUGGGAAUGGAAAUGCCGAAAGUGCCGAAGGUGAAGCCGAACAUAGACAAUCUGACAGUGAGGCGACCGAAGGUUCCAGCGAUGGAAGUAAUAGAGUUACUACAGUGGCUGCUGAUGACCUUAAGAAGAGGAAGAUAAAACGAUCUCUGAGCAGAGGUGAUAGCAAAGGUCGAAAAGAAGGCAGCUUAGUGCCAGUGGUGGGAGGCGAGGGAGGAUCUGAGAAGAUAAUCGAUGCUAUUCCUCUGAAAAUGAUGGAGAACACUAACACUGCAUUGGAACUGAAGGAUCAUUCCCUCAGUCUGAAGUCAAGCCCGAGUAAUGGUCCGCAGCAAUCGUUGCCCAAUGAACCUUGGCUGCCGGAUGAAAGAGAGCUGAAACGGGAGAGGCGGAAACAGUCCAAUAGGGAAUCUGCAAGAAGAUCUCGCCUUCGGAAGCAGGCCGAAACCGAGGAGCUAGCUGGCAAAGUGCAGGCACUAACUGCCGAGAACUUGUCUCUCACAGCGGAAAUAAACAAACUAAUGGAAAGCUCGAAGAAACUGAAGCUCCAAAAUGUUGCACUAACGGAAAAGCUGAGAGCUGCGCAGGUCGGGCAAAUGGCUGAUAUGAAUUCUCAGAAUGCUACCAACGAUGAUGAUCCGAGCCUAAAGCCCAUCGGAACAGCGAACCUAUUGGCGAGAGUUAACAACAAUGAUUCGGGCGACAGGAAAACCGACGAAAGCGAUACAUACAGUGGAAAUAAUCGCCCGGGAGCUAAGCUUCAUCAGCUUCUUGAUGCUAACCCGAGAGCUGACACCGUAGCGGCGAGCUGAGGUAAUUUUGGCGUAAUUACAAGUCCAAGAUUGCUUUUUUCUAACAAUAGCAAUGGAGUGAAGAGAGUAUUGUGUGUCUUAAUUAAUUAAAUGAAAAAGGGUAAGGUAUGGUGAGAUGAGAGUAAGCUAAUUUAAAGAGGUAUUGUUGUUGUUGUUGUAUUUAUGUUGUCCCGGCGGAACCUGGAAUCUAUUUUAAUGUUCAGAUUGAUGCUGGGGAAGAAGAUAGCAAGAAAUAAUUGUGGGAAAUUUAGACUUAGAGGGUGUGAAAUUGUUGUAAACUGUCGUCGGACAUCCUCAUUCUGAUGGCUGAUUUGAAGAGAGAGAGAGGACAUUUGGAUGUAAUAAUGUGUAAGGAGUUGUGUAUGUCUGUUUAAAACCAUAAAUAGGAAGGAAUUUGACAUAA